Molecule: messenger RNA, 7234 nt
Organism: Anguilla anguilla (European eel)
Lineage: Eukaryota; Metazoa; Chordata; Actinopteri; Anguilliformes; Anguillidae
Gene: unc13a
Product: unc-13 homolog A (C. elegans)
Exons: 45
Coding region: 318-5798 (1826 amino acids)
Biological process (GO): neuromuscular junction development; synaptic transmission, glutamatergic; synaptic vesicle priming
Cellular component (GO): synaptic vesicle membrane; terminal bouton; neuromuscular junction
Molecular function (GO): syntaxin-1 binding; calcium ion binding; calmodulin binding
Source: RefSeq, a predicted model, not a curated record
UGACGUCACAUCAGUAACUGUCCUCAGCAGCGGUGCUGAACAAGAUGGCUGUACGUCGGGCGGAGAGCUGAGGCGAGGCUGCAUAAAAGAGCCCGAAACAGAUCGAGAAGCAGUCAGCGAGACCCAUAAGGGUAGAUACCUUGUAGUGUAAACUGACCGUAUACAUUUUUUAAAAAUCAAAUGCGUUUUGUGUUAUGAAAACAGAAGUGGUGAAAAAUAUCACACGCCUUCAACAAAUCACUACAAAUUUCUACUCCUGAUUGAAGCGGGGAACCGGGAGGACACAGCUGGCAGCCCUCAUAGUCCUAAUAUAAGAGAUGUCACUGCUCUGUGUUGGAGUUAAAAAAGCCAAGCUUGAUGGACCUCAAGAGAAGUUCAACACCUACGUGUCGCUGAAGGUGCAGAAUGUGAAGAGCACCACCAUCGCCGUCCGCGGCAGCCAGCCCUGCUGGGAGCAGGACUUCAUGUUUGAGAUCAGCAGGCUGGACCUGGGCCUGACGGUGGAGGUGUGGAAUAAAGGGCUGAUCUGGGACACCAUGGUGGGCACCGUCUGGAUCCCGCUGCAGAACAUUCGCCAGUCCAACGAGGAAGGCCCGGGGCAGUGGCUGACCCUCGACUCCCAGGUGAUCAUGGCGGAGAAUGAGAUCUGCGGCACCAAAGAUCCCACCUUCCACCGGGUGCUUCUGGACACGCGGUUUGAGCUUCCCCUCGAUAUCCCCGAGGAGGAGGCGCGCUACUGGGCGAAGAAACUGGAGCAGCUCAACGCCAUGAGGGACCAGGACUACACCUACCAGGAGGAGCAGGAGAGGCCACUUCCUGUCCCGGCAUCCCAGUGCUGUAAUUGGAGUCUAUGGGGAGACCAGCAAAACGACGACCCUGACAGCGCAGUCGACGACAGGGACAGCGACUACCGCAGCGAGACCAGCAACAGCAUCCCCCCGCCCUACUACACCACCUCCCAGCCCAACGCCUCCCUGCACCAGUACCCCAUGAGGCACCACCACGGCUCCCGCGGCAACUACAACGACACGCCAGGCAGCGAUGUGGACUACGACCCCCAGAGGGCCAUGAGACGCUAUGAUAGUUUAGACUCCGCCGCCAACGGCCGCAGCGAUCUCGACUCGGCCUCGGGUUCGAGCCGGCUGACCAGCCGCCAGUACUCUGUAGACAGUAGGCACUCCCUCUCCGAUAGCCCCACGGGGAGCAGUCGCUACGCCUCCUCGGGGGAGCUGAGCCGGGGGAGCUCCCAGCUGAGCGAGGAGUUCGGCCCGGAGGACGGGGAGAGCCUGCGGGGGUCGGAGCCCUACGACGAGAACGACUCCUACCACUCGUGCCACUCCUCCGUCAGCUACGGCAAGGACUCGGCCGGCUGGGAGGGGGAGGAGCCCCCGGGGGGGUACAGCGACGAGGGGGGGUACGUGAAGGACGGCGGGGAGGAGGGGGCCCUGUACGAGGAGGAGGACGGGGAGCUGUACGAGCCCGAGGAGGAGGGCGGGUACACCUACACCGAGGAGGAGGAGGAGGAGGAGCCCUACGAGGAAGACGAGGACCUGUACCCGCUGGACGGCGGCCUGAGUGAGGACCAGGAGCCCCCCUACACGCCCACCCCCACCGGCGCCGCCCCCGCGCUGGCCCCUGAGGGCCCCUCCGCCCGCCCCCCCCUGGAGAAGCAGGCCUCCCUGCACCAGCAGCAGCAGCCGCAGCCCGGUCUGCCUCAGGCCACGCCCCCAUCACAGGCCCAAACUGCAGCGUCCGCGAAACCCCCAGCGGCCGUGAAACCACCGGCGUCCGCAAAACCGCCAGCGUCCGCCGUCCUGCCCCCCGCCCCCGCCGUCCAGCCCCCCGCCCCCACUGCCAAGGCCCCCGCCCCCAUUGCCAAGCCCCCCUCAGAGGAGCCUCCCCUGUCCGAAAAACCCCCUGUGGAGGACAGCGCCCCGGCCGUCCCCCCAGAGCAGGCCGAACCCCGACCCGACAGUUACCCGCGGGGUGAUGAGGCUCAGGACUCCAUGUCGCGAGCCAAGGCGAACUGGCUUCGCCUCUUCAACAAGGUCCGCCUGCAGCUGCAGGAGGCCCGUGGGGAGACGUCUGGUUCCCAGUCGCUGUGGUUUCAAGGGGGGCCGGGAGGGGCGCUGUACAGCAUAGACAGCAUGCCGGACCUCCGGAAGAGGAAGGCCAUCCCUCUAGUUAGAGAUCUGGCGAUGUCUUUAGUGCAGAACUCUCGUAAGGCCGGGAUCACCUCAGCCCUGGCCUCCAGCACGCUGAAUAACGAGGAGCUGAAGAGCCACGUGUACAAGAAGACCCUGCAGGCGCUGAUCUACCCCAUCUCCUGCACCACGCCCCACAACUUCGAGGUGUGGACGGCGACCACGCCCACCUACUGCUACGAGUGCGAGGGGCUGCUGUGGGGCAUCGCCCGCCAGGGCAUGAGGUGCACCGAGUGCGGGGUCAAGUGCCACGAAAAGUGCCAGGACCUGCUGAACGCCGACUGCCUGCAGAGGGCGGCGGAGAAGAGCUCCAAGCACGGGGCGGAGGACCGCACCCAGAACAUCAUCAUGGUGCUGAAGGAUCGCAUGAAGAUCCGCGAGAGGAACAAGCCCGAGAUCUUCGAGCUGAUCCAGGAGGUGUUCGCCGUCGUCAAGGCCACGCACGUCACGCACAUGAAGCAGAUCAAGCAGAGCGUGCUGGACGGCACCUCCAAGUGGUCCGCCAAGAUCAGCAUCACGGUGCUGUGUGCCCAGGGUCUCCAGGCCAAGGACAAGACGGGCUCCAGCGACCCUUACGUCACCGUGCAGGUGGGCAAGACCAAGAAGAGGACCAAGACCAUCUACGGCAACCUCAACCCCGUGUGGGAGGAGAACUUCAAUUUCGAGUGCCACAACUCCUCCGAUCGGAUCAAAGUCCGUGUGUGGGACGAGGACGAUGACAUCAAGUCCCGGGUGAAGCAGAAGUUUAAGAGGGAGUCGGACGACUUCCUGGGACAGACCAUCAUCGAGGUCCGCACCCUGAGCGGGGAGAUGGACGUCUGGUACAACCUGGACAAGCGCACGGACAAGUCUGCAGUGUCCGGGGCCAUCCGGAUGCACAUCAACGUGGAGAUCAAAGGAGAGGAGACAGUGGCUCCUUAUCACGUCCAGUACACCUGUCUGCAUGAGAACCUGUUCCACUACGUGACGGACAUCCAGAACACAGGCGUGGUGAAGAUCCCCGACGCCAAGGGCGACGACGCCUGGAAGGUGUACUUCGAGGAGACGCCGCAGGAGAUCGUGGACGAGUUCGCCAUGCGCUACGGCGUGGAGUCCAUCUACCAGGCCAUGACCCACUUCGCCUGCCUGUCGUCCAAAUACAUGUGCCCGGGCGUCCCGGCGGUCAUGAGCACCCUGCUGGCCAACAUCAACGCCUACUACGCCCACACCACCCAGGCCACCAACAACGUGUCCGCCUCCGACCGCUUCGCCGCCUCCAACUUCGGGAAAGAGCGGUUUGUGAAGCUCCUGGACCAGCUGCACAACUCCCUGAGGAUCGACCUCUCCAUGUACCGGAACAACUUCCCGGCUAGCAGCCCUGAGAGGCUUCAGGACCUGAAGUCCACCGUUGACCUGCUCACGAGCAUCACCUUCUUCAGGAUGAAGGUCCAGGAGCUGCAGAGCCCUCCGAGGGCCAGUCAGGUGGUGAAGGACUGUGUCAAAGCCUGCCUCAACUCCACCUACGAGUACAUCUUCAACAACUGCCACGAGCUGUACAGCCGCGAGUACCAGACAGACCCCUCCAAGAAAGGGGAGGUGCCCCCCGAAGAGCAAGGCCCCAGCAUCAAGAACCUGGACUUCUGGUCCAAACUCAUCACCCUCAUCGUGUCCAUUAUUGAGGAGGACAAGAACUCCUACACUCCUUGUCUCAACCAGUUCCCCCAGGAGCUGAACGUGGGGAAGAUCAGCGCGGAGGUGAUGUGGAACCUGUUCGCCCAGGAUAUGAAGUACGCCAUGGAGGAGCAUGAAAAGAACCGUCUGUGUAAGAGCGCUGAUUACAUGAACCUGCACUUCAAGGUGAAAUGGCUGUACAACGAGUACUGCAAGGAUCUGCCUUUCUUCAAGAGCCGCGUGCCUGAAUACCCUGCGUGGUUCGAACCGUUUGUCAUCCAGUGGCUGGACGAAAACGAGGAAGUCUCCCGAGACUUCCUGCACGGCGCCCUGGAGAGGGACAAAAAGGACGGGUUCCAGCAGACGUCUGAGCACGCUCUGUUCUCCUGCUCGGUGGUGGACGUCUUCUCCCAGCUCAACCAGAGCUUCGAGAUCAUUAAGAAGCUGGAGUGCCCCGACCCUCAGAUCGUGGGCCACUACAUGAAGAGAUUCGCAAAGACCAUCAGCAACGUGCUGCUUUCCUACGCUGACAUCAUCGCCAAGGACUUCGCCAAUUACUGCUCCAAGGAGAAAGUGCCCUGCAUCCUGAUCAAUAACAUUCAGCAGCUGCGGGUUCAGCUGGAGAAGAUGUUCGAGGCCAUGGGAGGCAAAGAUCUGAACGUGGAGGCCAGCGACAUUCUGAAAGAGCUGCAGGUGAAGCUCAACAACGUCCUGGACGACCUGAGCAGGGUCUUCGCCACCAGUUUCCAGCCGCACAUAGAGGAGUGUGUGAAGCAGAUGGGGGACAUCCUGAGCCAGGUGAAGGGCACGGGGAACGUCCCGGCCAGCGCCUGCAGCAGCGUGGCCCAGGACGCUGACAACGUCCUGCAGCCCAUCAUGGACUUCCUGGACAGCAACCUGACGCUCUUCGCUAAGAUCUGUGAGAAGACGGUGCUGAAGCGCGUGCUGAAGGAGCUGUGGAAGCUGGUGAUGAACACCAUGGAGAAGACCAUCGUCCUGCCGCCGCUGACCGACCAGACGAUGAUUGGCAGGGUGAAGCUUGCUUGUCACAGUGAUGGCACUCAGCUCAUCUUCAAUGCUGCCAAGGAGCUGGGCCAGCUCUCCAAGCUCAAGGAGCACAUGGUCCGUGAGGAGGCCAAGGCGCUCUCUCCCAAACAGUGUGCGGUGGUGGAGCUGGCUCUCGACACCAUCAAGCAAUACUUCCACGCGGGAGGGGUGGGGCUCAAGAAGACCUUCCUGGAGAAGAGCCCGGACCUGCAGUCCCUGCACUACGCCCUCUCCCUCUACACCCAGGCCACGGACAAGCUCAUCAGGACCUUCGUGCAAUCCCAGAAUGCACAGGUUCACGGAGGGAAGGGUGUGAGGUACACCCAUAGCGAGGAUGUGUACCCAGAGAAGGGUUCAGGGGUGGACGACGCCGUGGGAGAGGUGUCCAUCCACGUGGAGAUCUUCACCCAUCCCAAUACGGGGGAGCACAAGGUCACGGUGAAGGUGGUGGCGGCCAACGACCUGCGGUGGCAGACUUCGGGGAUCUUCAGGCCCUUCGUCGAGGUCUUCAUCAUCGGACCGCACCUCAGCGACAAGAAGAGGAAGUUCGCCACCAAGUCAAAGAACAACAGCUGGGCUCCGAAGUACAAUGAAACUUUCGCAUUCACCCUGAGCAGCGAGGCGGGGCCCGAGUGCUACGAGCUGCAGGUGUGCGUGAAGGACUACUGCUUCGCGCGGGAGGACCGGACGGUGGGCAUGGCGGUGCUGCAGCUGCGGGACGUGGUGGCGCGGGGCAGCGUGGCGUGCUGGCUCCCGCUGGGCAAGCGGGUCCACAUGGACGAGACGGGUCUGACCGUGCUGCGCAUCCUGUCCCAGCGCAACAACGACGACGUGGCCAAGGAGUUCGUCAAGCUCAAGUCCGACCAGCGCUCGGCCGAGGAGGGCAGGGGGAGCUGAGCGCCGCCCGCCCGCGCGCGCGCGACACCCUCUCAGGGAUGGGGCCCCGAGCUACCCGCUACACUGCCCCCCCCCCACCCCCCUCUCUCUCUCUCUCUCUCAAGCUCUCUCUCCCUCUCUCUCAAGCUCUCUCUCCCCCUCCCUCUCUCUCUAUCUAUCUCUCUCCCUCCCUCUCUCUCACUCUCUCUAUCUCUCUCUUUCUCUCUAUAUAUAUAUAUAUAUAUCUCUCUCUGAGUCCACUUGCUCCUUUGCACUGACACAUACACACACACACACAUAACUACACACACACACACACACUCAUACAAGUCCAUACAUGCAGGUACACACACAAAUAACUACAGAGGACACGCUGACAAACUCAAGUGGACAGCCUGCCGUACACUUACUCUCCCACGGACACGCAAACACGCACUGCCCUGUCUUACUACCUACGGUGUCCUUACAACGGGGGGACCCUGUCCCCACCACUCCAGCAGCUGUCCUCACCCUCUCCAACAGCGAUAACCACACACACCGACUCACUGAAACACAUACACACCAACCAACAGCCAGAGUCGAACAUAUACUCACUACAUUUUCUAGUUAACACGUGAUUUUAUUUUCAAGUAAGAUACCUUUUUUUUUUUUUUGAAAAACCAAUGAUCAAAAAGCAAAAAAAAAAAAAAGUGAAUAUUUAUCUACGAGAGGCAGAAUUACAGCAUGCAAUUUAGGGAAAGAAGCUCUCCCCUUCCGACAUUCCCUCUCUUUUAACUGAAAAACGAUUACAGAAAUAUGUCAGGGUAUGUCUGCGUUCACAGGGUUAUAAGUUUUUGUCGUUCCUCUGCUUUUACCCCACUCUCUCGCCUUCUUCCCUGACCACAUCAACUGCACAGUCUUCAACCCGGACAAAAUAUACCUCUCUCUAGGCCAAUCUGCAAAAACCAAGUCCCCACUAAGACUGUGUAUUUCAAGGAUGCUCAAAUUUGGCUCUCGGGGGCCAGCAGCACUGCUGGUUGUCACUCCUCUUCCUCGUCCAAUCAGGGACUGUUUUAAACCUGACGCACCAGUCUCUGGCCAAUCAGGGACAUUAUUGGACUGUGGACUGUCAGGCAGAAGAAGAGAAAACCAGCAGUACUGCUGACCUUGAGGAGCAGAUACGAGUAUCCCCGGUGUGUCUGAUUGGUUAUAAGAAGACCAGAGGUGUGUUUGAUUGGUUAUAAGAAGACCAGAGGUGUGUUUGAUUGGUUAUAAGAAGACCAGAGGUGUGUCUGAUUGGUUAUAAGAAGACCAGAGGUGUGUUUGAUUGGUUAUAAGAAGACCAGAGGUGUGUCUGAUUGGUUAUAAGAAGACCUGAGGUGUGUUUCCUGUCUCAGCAGAGGACGACUUAGGCUCAGCUUGAGUUUAACACCAUCCCUCCCUCCUCCUUCGCAAAAAAAAAAAAAGAGUCUUUGGAA